Messenger RNA from Klebsormidium nitens, 3336 nucleotides. Lineage: Eukaryota; Viridiplantae; Streptophyta; Klebsormidiophyceae; Klebsormidiales; Klebsormidiaceae. The record is from the annotation of a GenBank genome assembly.
CAGGAAGGAGAAGGGUCAUAAAUUAUAAUUUAAUUUUGGGCCUUCAUGGAAGAACUUCAACAAGAAGAAGGGCAGAAGUGCUUUGGAAAUUGAAGGGUAGGUUUUGUAGCUUUGACUUGAACUUGGACGUUGUACUAGUAGCGCCAUCACAGGCAUUGCAGUUUGUCCACAAAAGUAAAAGUAUCCUUAUUGAAUCCUUCAUGUGAGAAGCACUCUUCGAGGUGGUCGCAUAGAUAGCAAACAAUUGCAACAAACUUUUCGCUUCCUUCACCAGCAAAACUUGUGAUUUUGUUCAGCUAGCAUCAUGUUCAACAAAAAGAAAAACUUCCGGCGCAAAGUCUCGGACAGUGAGCAGGAGGAUGGGGCGGGCGGAGAUAAUGACCAGGGCGUCAGGGUUAAGGAGAAAACCAAGGUUAAGGAGAGCAAACCGCGGGCGCCGAGUUUGCUCAGCUUUGGGGGGGAUGCAGAGGAGGACGGGGAUGCAUCGGGGGCGGGGGUGAAGCUGAAAAAGGAAAAGAAGAAAAGCAUGGUGCCUAGUCACAAAGCCCUCGGGAGUGCAACUAGAGGGGGGGGUGAAAAGCCGGCGAGUGGGCUGCAGCCUGCGGCGGGCGAGUACACGGCGGAACGGCUGGCAGAGUUGAAAAGCGGGUUGAGGACGAUACCCGGGGGGUUUGCGAAGGAGCCCGAGCCGAUAAUGGUGCUCAAGGGGGGAUUUAAACCUGCGGACUUGGCAGAGAAAGAAGCCCCCCUGAAAGAGAGGAGUAAUCCAGAUGCGGCGGGAGUCAGACCCAGCGGUCUGGAGGAUUUAACCAGCGGGUUAGGCAAGGGUUUGUCGUACAUCCCCGACGAAGACAUGAUCCGUGCAGCGAAACUGAAGCGGGAGAAGCUGAGGCAGGCGCAGGCUGCCCCCGAUUAUGUUCCGCUCGCUUCAGGGGCGCCCAGCGACAGGCUGGACAAGUACACGGGCGCUGACCCCCCGGAAAGGAAAGAGGACGCCGAGAGCAGUGAGGACGAGGGGGAAGUGCGCACGCGAAUGUCGUUUUUGGGGGACGUAAAAAAACUAGGGGGGGUGGCUGAGAAGGGCGUUUUUGGGGGGGGGGAGCAGCAGAUGGAUCAUGAUGACGAAGAAGAGGAUCGGUGGGAGAUGGAACAGAUGAGAAAAGCGGUGAAGGCCGUCAAGUCGAAGGACGAGAAGAAGGCGCAGGGGGGGGGAUCCGGGUGGGGCGAUCUGUUGCAGAAGCGGAACAUUCUCUCGAUCUCCAACCAGGGUGAAUCGGCGGUGAAAAGCUUGCGAGAGACGCUGUUCAAGAUGAAGGAGAGCGAGGCGCGCGCGCGCGCCGCGCUGCGGCAGAACGAGGAGCGGGUCCAAAGCGCGGAGGAGAGCGUCCGGGAACUAGAGCGGGGAAUGACCGAGUCGUCCGAGCGGUACGUCUACGUCCAGAAGCUGCGGGACUACGUCGCGGAACUGUGCGACUGUCUUCGCGACAAGGGCGCACUGAUCGAAGAACUUGAGGAGCAGAUGCAGAGACUCCAGGAGGAGCGCGCGUCAGCGUUAGCCGAGCGACGGGCCGCUGACGUCAGCGCUGAGGUGGCGGAGUCCGAGGCCGCCACGUCAGCGGCGAUGGCCGCUCUGGGGCGCGGGGCGGGGGCCCUGGCCGCGAGCGUCGCGGCCGCUGAGGCUGCUGCCCGGGUUAGGGACGGGUUAGAGCUAACUUCUCAGGUGGACGAGUUUGGGCGUGAUGUCAAUCUGCAGAAACGGAUGGAGGCGCGGAGAAGAGCAGAAGCGCGGGCGCGCCGGCGGGCGCGCGCGCAGGCGAGGCGCGCGGAGCGAACUCCCGGGCGGGGGGCGCAUGCGAACGGGAACGGGAGAGCUUCCUCUCCUUCGGAGGGGGACCGGUUGGACGGCGAGACGUCCUCUUCGGAGAGCGAGGACGAAGUCUCGGCGUUUGAGAAGGGGCGCGGGGAGCUCGUCCUGGCGGCCGAAGCCGUGUUCCGGGAUGCCGACGAAGAGUUCCGAACGCUUGCCAAAGUGAAAGAGCGGCUCGAGGAGUGGAAGCGGAAAUACCCCGCCGCGUAUCGAGACGCGUACGUGUCGCUCAGCGCGCCGGCCCUCUUUGCGCCGUAUGUGAAGCUGGAGCUACUGAAGUGGGAUCCGUUACAUGGGGAGGCAGGGUUUGACGGCGUGCGGUGGUAUCAGGAGUUGUUCGAGUACGGAAUGGGAAACUCGAACGGAGCGGAGCCGGAUCCGGAUGAUGCGGACGCAAACAUGGUGCCGACGCUGAUCGAGAAGGUCGCGCUCCCCAUCUUACUCCACCUGAUCACUUACUGCUGGGAUCCCCAAAGCACGAAACGGACCGUCCAAAUUGCCGCUGCCGUGUCCGAAGUCCAGAUCUACGUGCCCCCCGAGUCCGAACCCGUCCGAGAUUUACUCUCCGCCGUCCGAUCCCGGAUUGCUGACGUGGUCGAGAAGCUGGUCGUGCCCGCGUGGACACCAGCGCUUUUGGCAGCCGCACCCCAGGCCGUUGCGGUUUCUGCCGAACACUUUGGCGCCGCAGUGCGCGUCCUCCGCAACAUCGUUCUCUGGCGCGACAUCUUGCCUCCCGGCGACCUCGAAACCCUGGCGCUCGACCAGCUGGUCGCCGCAAAACUGCUCCCCCACCUCAGGACGCUCCUGACGACGCCUUCGGACGCUCUCUUGCGGACGGGCCGGCUGGUGUCCGCGCUUGCGGGCGCGUUCACAAAACGGGGGGAGGGUUUCGCUGCCAAAUUGGCCCCCCUGGUGGAGUUUUUGGACGUCAUGGGGAGGGCGCUGGAGGGGCGGAAAGCCGCGGGGGCCGCGUUUGAGGACACGUUGACGCAGGCAGAGCGGUUGAGGAGAUUGUUCGUGGAACUAGAGGCGCGGGACAAGGCCCGGCGGCUGGCCAAGUCGUUCGGGCUGAAAGAGGAGCAGUAGCGAAAGUCGGAUGCGCUGUGCUUUGCACACUUUCGUACAACAUGUAUAUUUCCGCUGCCAAAAUCGGUGGGUACCAAGUCUUGGUGACUUGCUUUGUGGACUGUCGGAUCAGGUCGUUUUCUGCCGUGUACGGUCCGGAACGAGGGCAAUGCCGGUCUUAAUCUACAUUGUGUUGGUCCCUGCUUUUUGGCCUUCAGUGCGCACCCAGUUUGAGGAAGAACCCAGUUGACAGGGUUGCCUGGGCGCGGAGCAUAUCAGCGUGCACAUUGUAGAAGUUGCAACGGCUUAUGCAACCACCGAUGUACCGAGUUGGGCCUUGAAGGCAACGGUCCUUGCACUCCGCGCAGCACUUGAAAUCAGCAAUGGUUGAUUACGGCUCCCGC